AAUUGAUAGCUUUUGGCGGUGAAAUGCAAAAUGGGAAAAUGAAGCCGGAGAAUCUCCUCCGACGAUCGACGGCGAAUCGUAAACUAACCACCGGCUGUGAAAUCCUCGACGAAUGUCUUCGUGGCGGAAUUUCCUGCGAUUCUGUGACGGAAAUCGUGGCGGAGAGUGGCUGCGGGAAGACACAACUCUGUCUUCAGCUAUCGCUCUGUGCCCAACUUCCGAUUUCACACGGCGGACUCAACGGUUCUUCUCUUUAUCUCCACUCCGAGUUUCCAUUUCCGUUUCGCCGUCUUCAUCAGCUCUCGCAUUCGUUUCAUCAAUCAAACCCUAGUAUUUACGCGAAUCACAAUGAUAAUCCUUGUGACCAUGUGUUUGUACAAAAUGUUCAUUCUGUAGACCACCUGUUCGACAUAAUGCCUAGGAUUGAUGGGUUUGUUGGGAAUUCGAAAAAUCGGCUUCCUUUGAAGUUGAUUGUGCUUGAUUCUGUAGCGGCAUUGUUUAGAUCGGAAUUUGAUAAUACUCCGUCUGAUCUUAAGAAGAGAUCUUCUUUGUUUUUCAAGAUAUCUGAGAAAUUGAAGCAGUUGGCAAAUAAGUUUGAUUUGGCUGUUGUGAUUACGAAUCAAGUUACGGAUUUCGUUGAAUCUUCUGAUGGGUUAAGUGGGUUGAGGAUUGGGAAUUUGAGGUAUUUGUAUUCGUCUGGGAGACGAAUUGCUCCUGCUUUAGGCUUGGCUUGGGCCAAUUGUGUGAAUUCUAGAUUUUUUAUUUCACGAAGUGAUGAUAGUAUUGGUAAAGAUAGAAGCGAAAAGGACGAGAGCAGUUCAAGUUCUGUGUCCAGAAGAGCUCAGAGACGGCUUGACAUUGUUUUUUCACCUUAUUUGCCUGGGAAUUCUUGCGAGUUCAUGAUCACACGAGAGGGGAUUUGUGCGGUUCAAGCGUAGGUGAUCUCUGGUGCUAUGUAAGAUCAUUUUUGUUCGAAGUAUCACGAGCUUUUUUUGGAGUUUUUGUGCAUUAUAUAUGUAGAUUGCAGAGGGAUCCGGGAGAUGGAUUGCAGCAAAGCCAGGUUCUUUCACAUUCCUCCUCUUAUUUGGAUGUGAUAUAGAAAACCGCUUUCGUGCUUGUCUUUAGUUUAAAAGCAUUCUGUAAACGAUUCCUCAUUCUUAUAAUGCUUUUUGUAUAAUUCCAGUUUGCUCCCAAGUCUACUGCAAGCUUCUCACUUUGUUCUCUGAUUCUCUUUUCCUUUUCAUCAUUGAACUUUCACAUAGACUAAAACUACUAGAUUUCCCACUUAGUUGCUAUCUUCAUCCUUUAUUGAUUAAAUGACUGAAAUGGUU
Molecule: messenger RNA, 1331 nt
Organism: Arabidopsis arenosa
Lineage: Eukaryota; Viridiplantae; Streptophyta; Magnoliopsida; Brassicales; Brassicaceae
Source: the annotation of a GenBank genome assembly